AUGGCAGCAGGCCUAAUUGGACGGAUGAUCUGGUUCGCUGCGGCUGUCGCGGCCCGCUUCACGCUGUCUCAUGCCUCACAGUUCCCCGCUGUUGUACCCGCCGUGCAUAGCUUCGCCGCUUCGUCGACUGACUCUUUUGUGUUACCGCACGAUCUACGGAUUGUCGUUGAUGGAGAGGUGGCAGGGCAGUCUGACCAUGAUGAGAUGACGUUGAUCCCACCUUCGCUCCUGUCUUUUGCGCAGACGUUCGCGAAGGAUGUGCAAGACGUGUUUCCUGGAGUGAAAGCGACCGUAUCGGAAGGCGAUGCUCGCAGUGGAGGCCACAUAUUUAUGUCCAUCUUGUCGAAAGAACAGGCAGCGAUGUUUAGGCUGGCAAAAGGAAGCCCAACGUCAGAAGGGUACCGUAUGGAGAUUUCAGGCUCAGGCGUCACUCUAGAGGGGUCUGGCGCAAGAGGUUCGUUCUGGGGCACACGCACGUUGUUGCAAGGGCUCGUCUUGAACGGGAUGAAGCUGCCUGCAGGGAUAGUAGUGGAUCAACCGGACUGGGAAACACGAGGUCUCAUGCUCGAUGUUGGGCGGCAAUGGUACCCAAUAUCUUUUCUGACGGACCUGUGUGCAUAUGCCUCCUGGUUCAAAACCAGUGAGUUCCACGUGCACCUCUCUGACAACCUCGGCGUUGGGGAUACAACCUAUGCUCGUUUCCGCUUGCGUCCUGAAAGCGCCGUCUUGGCCGGUCUGACCCCUCACCUUAACGAAACUUACUCCCGGCAGGAAUUCACCAGUUUUCAAUCUCAAUGUGCGGCACGGGGCGUCACAGUCAUCCCCGAAAUUGAAGCACCUGGCCAUGCAUUGGUCAUCACUCAAUGGAAACCCGAACUUGCGAUCCCCUCAGAGCCAAGCCUUAUCAACUUGACUGUCCCGGACGCGAUCCCCACUAUCAAGUCUAUCUGGCAAGAAUUCCUUCCUUGGUUCCAAACAAGACAAGUUUCAAUCGGAGCAGACGAAUAUGACUCGCGUCUGGCAAAUGAUUACAACCAUUACGUCAAUGACAUGAGCGAUUUCAUCAGCCAGCAAUCCAAUAAGUCUAUCCGGAUUUGGGGAACGAACGAGCCAUCAAACACCACGUCUGUCAGCAAGAGUAUCACGAUCCAACACUGGGAGUUUUUCGAGGACGAUCCUUACGCUUUGAUCAGACAGAAUUAUACCGUGAUUAACAGAGUAUUCAGCGAUGAUGCUUUUAACUAUAUUGUCAUGAAAUACUCCGGAUCUUAUCCCCAACGCUUGAACCAGACGCGGCUUUGGAAUGGCGCGAAUGUGAAUACAGGAGGAAUCUGGGAUCCCCAUAUCUUCGAUCGAGGCAAUGCGUCAAACAACCCGACUGUAGAAGCCGGUCGACUUCAGGGCUCAAUCAUGGCUAUAUGGAAUGAUCACGGUCCCACUGCAUCUACUGUUUUAGAAGCAUUCUACGCCCUGAAGGGAGGGCUUCCUGUGACUGUUUCAGCGGGCUGGCAGACAGCCUCUCGCUCGGGCCACUUGACCCAAGCACAAUUUGAUUCUUCUUAUCCUGCGCUCGAGGCGGCUGCACCUGGCCAAAAUUUAGAUCGCCGAAUUGCUAGUAAGGGCGGCAUCGUCUUGGAAUAUCAUUUGACGCACGACUCAGGAGGCGUCAUCCUGGACCACAGCGGGAAUUCAUACAACGGGAAACUGUCCGGUAGUGUUGUCUCUACGCCGCUUGGCUCCAAAGGCCAUGAUUAUACCUUGCUCGUCAAUAUCAGCUCUUCGUAUACUCCAAACAUCCUUCUCACAGGCCCGGACGAUUCUUUCGGAUUCACAUCAUCUGGAAAUGGGACGACAUUGUCGUUCACUUCCUCUAAUAUCACGUUUCCACUGUUCAAUUAUACGCUGCCAACGGUCGCAGCAUCUCCAUGGAGAGAGAUUAUUAUAGUUGGCACGGAGAUCACCACCUCUGUUUUUGUUGAUGGCAGUUUUGUAGGGGAUUUCCUCACCUACCUGGACGGCACUGAAGUCACUGGCCCGAUGUCAUUCGUAGCCCCGCUGCGGCAGAUUUUGGCCGAUGGGAGAUUUGUAGCUGACUUCGUUGUAUGGAAUGGAAUUCAGGACAUUGGUCGAGUAUCGAAUUUACAUCAGAAGAUUGUGUAG
Messenger RNA from Heterobasidion irregulare TC 32-1, 2160 nucleotides. Its product is annotated as glycoside hydrolase family 20 protein. Gene Ontology annotation, molecular function: beta-N-acetylhexosaminidase activity. Gene Ontology annotation, biological process: carbohydrate metabolic process. The transcript is spliced from 13 exons. The record is from RefSeq and is a predicted model, not a curated record. Lineage: Eukaryota; Fungi; Basidiomycota; Agaricomycetes; Russulales; Bondarzewiaceae. Bases 1 to 2160 code for a protein of 719 amino acids.